UAUUAGAUGUUGGGCUAAUGGGCUUAUAAGUGUCUAGGCUUUAACGGCCCAUUAAAAAUCCGCCUCUCUCGCUUUCUCGUAACCGUAGUCGUGUCCCGGAAUCCGGACGAUCCACCGAGCUCGAAGCUCAAAAAUCAUGGCGUCUCUGUCGUGUCUCCCGAUUUGCGGACUUUCAUCUUCCGCUUCACUCUACACCAAGGCCCGACUACUUUCUUCUUCUUCUUCUUCCCCGUCGCCGCUUCCUCUAGCCUAUCCUCUACAAAACCCUAAGAAGCUAUGUAGAAAGAUUGAGAGAGUAAUUUGCAGAGCGGAGUUUUCACAGGACGCACCACUCGUAACAGCAAUUGGUGCGUGUAUCCUAAGUUCAUUUGUUUUUCCGGUGGCGAAACGAGUCAACGAUGAGGAAGAAGAAGAAGAAAACUCAGCGAUUGUGUCAACAGAUAUGAGAUUAGCCGCCAUGGGAAUCAUCAGCUUCAUACCUUACUUCAAUUGGCUGAGUUGGGUGUUUGCUUGGCUUGACACUGGAAAAUCUCGUUAUGCUGUUUAUGCUCUUGUUUAUCUUGUUCCUUAUUUGAGUUCAAAUCUGUCUAUUUCUCCAGAAGAGAGCUGGUUACCAAUUACAAGCAUUGUCUUGGGCAUUAUUCAUGUUCAGCUUGAAGCAAGCAUCGCAAAUGGGGAUGUUGAGACACUUGCAUUCUUCAGAAACACAUCUGAUGACGAUUUUUCAUCUAAGAAAAGAAUCCAUUUUAAGAAACAUUUCAAGGGAAAAAACAGUGACGAUGAAAAUUAAGAAUAAUUCGCAAAAGACACAAAGAGAAUAAAUGAAUAUUUGUAACAGACUUUAGCUAUUAGCUUUGUUAAUGUAAUUGCCACAAAAUCCGAAUUUUAAAAGGUUAAAUUUGAUGUAGACGAAAACAAAAUUAUAUCUCUUUUGCACAUUUGAAUUUUUUUUAUACACCGCAAA
This is a messenger RNA of Arabidopsis thaliana (thale cress), 964 nucleotides long. Its product is annotated as zinc finger matrin-type protein. NCBI's taxonomy places the organism in Eukaryota, Viridiplantae, Streptophyta, Magnoliopsida, Brassicales, Brassicaceae. The record is from RefSeq and is marked reviewed. The coding region runs from base 137 to 790 and encodes 217 amino acids. The transcript is spliced from 6 exons.